UCGAGUGAUGUGUGGUUCAAAGCAGCCACUGAAGCCCCCGAGGCCUUGUUAGAAGCUUUGCGCCAUUUCCCCUUUAGAGAGGAAGUGCUGCAAUUGCUGAAUGCAGAGACCCUGUCCACGUGGAUGGAGCCAAGGCGACGUGAAUGCAUUGUGGACGGCCUGAUGUCAGUAGCGGUAAAAUCACGAACGCAAGAAACGAAAAGGUGGCUCGAGAAGUGGAGUGGUCGAUGGAAUGCAGCUGACACUGAAGAGGACAUGGCCGCAGUGGUGAACAGCAAAGACGACUGGGAGAAGCUACGGUCCUUAAAGUACGGAGCAGAUGAACUAUUGCACUUGUGUGACCCUAGUCUCCGCACAGUGGGAGCAAUUCAUCUGCUCUGCGCGGAGAUGUAUGCAGAAGAAGAACGUGCGUUGACAGGCAUAGAGGUCUCACACGAUGUUAGCACACCAGCUAAGGUGAGGCUUCACCUAAAAGUGUUGCAGAAAAAUACGGACUACCAUACAGCGCUCAGCGGUUCUCACCAGGAAGUUAACUGGGCUCAAGUGAGCGACUUUUUCGUGAAUGCUGUAGCGCAGAUUGAAGGCGAUGACAGUCAAUCCUAUUAG
Molecule: messenger RNA, 606 nt
Organism: Phytophthora sojae
Lineage: Eukaryota; Oomycota; Peronosporomycetes; Peronosporales; Peronosporaceae
Exons: 1
Source: RefSeq, a predicted model, not a curated record